Dichomitus squalens LYAD-421 SS1 is the source of this 3142-nucleotide messenger RNA. Its product is annotated as protein prenylyltransferase. Gene Ontology annotation, cellular component: post-mRNA release spliceosomal complex; nucleus; U2-type catalytic step 2 spliceosome. Lineage: Eukaryota; Fungi; Basidiomycota; Agaricomycetes; Polyporales; Polyporaceae. The transcript has 7 exons. The record is from RefSeq and is a predicted model, not a curated record. Gene Ontology annotation, biological process: mRNA splicing, via spliceosome; generation of catalytic spliceosome for first transesterification step. The coding region runs from base 51 to 3026 and encodes 991 amino acids. Gene Ontology annotation, molecular function: protein binding.
CGUCCACCGCCCUCUCCUCCCCGCCCUGGUCGCCAUCCUCCGCCUCCAAAAUGCCCGCGGCUACCCUGCAGCAGCCGAAUAUUGAAUUUUUUACAUCCAUCUUCCCCCUCACCUUCCCCACCCCGGCACCUACCACCCAUCCAGAUCUUGUCACGACCAAGGACUUACAUCGUGAGGAGGAUCUGCUCAGGAAUCCAUUCUCUUUCAGACAUUGGUGGACCGCUAUCCAGAAUGUGAAGGAGGUUUCUGCUGCUGCACAGAAGGCCGAGGCACCCUCCGAUCUAAAACCCGAGGUCGCAGCUUUGUUGGGACCUCUUUCCUCGCCUGCUGCUCGCCAAUCCCUUCAGCGACAAACUUAUCUCUAUGAAGCGGCGCUUGUUCAGUUCCCUGGCUCAUUCAAGCUGUGGAAAUCCUAUCUACAAACACGCAUGUCUUUCGUUCUUGGCAAACUUGUGCAAAAGAAGAAAGCGGGUGGUAGGAAGAAGUUCCCUGACAUGCGCGAAGCUCUCGAGGAUGAGCAAGAGGACCUGGAGCGGUGGGAGGGCGGUGUGGAUGGUAUCAUUGGAUGGGAAGAGUGGAGACUUCUUGUUGCGACGUUCGAGCGAUGUCUCAUGUGGCUCCCGAGGAUGCCACGCAUCUGGCUGCUCUACUUGUCAAUAUUCAACCAUCCAUUUUGCCCCCCGCAAAUAUCGCACACUCAUGCCCGCCGAACAUAUGACCGCGCAUUGCGCACCCUACCACCAUCACUCCACCACCGAAUAUGGGCACGCUACUUGCUGUGGGCAGAAUCGAAAGGUGGUGCGACGACUGUCGCUGUCUACCGACGUUACCUUGCCGUUGACCCGAGUAUCACUGAACGCUACACCGCCAUCCUUCUCUCCGAAAACAACCCUGACCCCCGACCUCUCGAGGCUGCCAAGCUCCUGCUGGCGCUUGCUCGCAAGGCAGCACGUGGAGAGUACACAAGCCCUGAGGGCAAGAGUCCAUAUCAACUUCUUGGCGAGUUCUUGGACGUCGUUGAGCAGCAUGCCGAGGAGGUCGGUUUGGACGUCCCCGACACCAUCGACUCGAACCAGAAAAUCGCGGACGAGGCGGAGGCACAAGCUGCAGCCUCCCAGCGGCCACCAGAGCCUGCGUCCGUAGAUGGCAAACUCAUCCGGUUUGCUGGUCCCCCUGUGCCCGUAUCCGACGGCAAGCCCUCCUCCCCUUACGACGAGGAUGAGGACACGCGAAGCCCUCGCAAGCUGAACAUCGAGGAUAUCGUCCGGAAAGAUGGAUUGGAGGUCUACAAAGAUCAGGCUGGCCGCCUCUGGACGGGCCUUGCCACCUACUGGAUUAAGCGCGGCGAGUUUGACCGCGCGAAGCACACCUUCGAGCGUGGCCUUGCGUCUGUGCUCACCAUUCGCGACUUCACGCAGAUCUUCGACGCUUACUCGGAGUUUUCGGAGAGUCUGGUCAGUGCACUCAUGGAAAGCCUCGAGAACCCGGACGAGGAUGAGGACGAGGAGGACGUGAAGGAGACCGAGAAAGAGCUGGACACGAAGAUGAAGGAAUUCGAGGAGUUGAUGGACCGGAGGCCGUUCUUGGUCAACGACGUGCUUCUCCGGAGGAAUCCCAACGAUGUUCAGGAAUGGGAGAAGCGGGUGGCUUUGUGGGGAGACGACGACGAGAAGGUUGCCGAGACCUACAAUCAGGCGCUCGCCACCGUCAACCCUCGUCGAGCUACUGCAAACUUCCACCGUUUGUACAUUAACUUUGCCAAAUUCUACGAGGAGGGUGGGACCACUGGCGAAGCCGAGCGCGACCUCAACAGCGCUCGCAAGAUUCUCGACAAGGCGACUAAAGUCAACUUCAAGACUGUAGACGAGCUGGCGGAGGUCUGGUGCGAGUGGGCUGAGAUGGAGAUCCGUGCCGAGAACUACGACGAGGCCAUCCGGGUUAUGCAGCGUGCCGCUGUUGUCCCGAAGGACACAAAAGUCAACUUCUUCGACCAUUCGCUACCAGUACAGGCUCGACUCUUUAAGUCACUCAAGCUCUGGUCAUUCUAUGUUGAUCUGGAGGAGUCGCUCGGAACGGUCGAGUCGACGAAGGCUGUGUAUGACAAGAUCAUGGACUUGCGCAUCGCGAACGCUCAGAUCAUCGUGAAUUACGCUGCCUUCUUGGAGGAGAACAAGUACUACGAGGAGAGCUUCAAGGUUUAUGAGCGUGGUACCGAGCUGUUCACCUUCCCCGUGUCGUUCGAGAUCUGGAACAUCUACCUAGCGAAGUUUGUGAAGCGCUACGGAGGCUCCAAGAUCGAACGCACGCGCGAUCUCUUCGAGCAAGCACUGGAGAAGUGCCCACCGAAGUCAUGCAAGCCCAUCUACAUGAUGUACGCGACCUUCGAGGAAGAGCACGGCUUGGCGAAGCGCGCCAUGUCCAUCUACGACCGCGCGACGACCGCAGUAGCCGACGAGGACAAGUUUGAGCUCUUUACCAUCUACAUCGCGAGGGCGACCUCCAACUACGGCCUCCCCGCGACGCGCCCUAUCUACGAGCGCGCGAUCGAGAUUCUCCCGGACAGACAAACAGCGGAGAUGUGCCUCCGGUUCGCGGCGAUGGAGCGCAAGCUGGGCGAGAUCGACCGCGCGCGCACUAUCUAUGCGCACGCGUCGCAAUUCUGCGAUCCGCGCGUGAACCCCAAGUUCUGGCAGGAGUGGAACAAUUUCGAGAUCGAGACCGGGUCCGAGGACACGUUCCGGGAGAUGCUCCGCAUCAAGCGCUCUGUCCAAGCGCAGUUCAAUACUGAGGCGUCGUACCUCGCCGCACAGAUGGCCGCGAAGCAGUCAGGCGUGGAGACCGAAGCGGAGGCUGCACCUGUCGACGCCAUGGCCGCGGCAGAGCGGCAGGCAGUCGGGGGCGGGGGCGGGGCGCCGGCAUUCGUUUCUGCGAAGUCAAGUACCGACGUGCGGCAACAGGAACCACUAGAGGCUGCUCCGGCGCAGGCGAACGAGGACGAGAUCCAUAUAUCGGACGAAGAGGAUUGAGUGCUAUGGCGUGAUGUUGUCGAUGCUUACGUUCCGUGUUGUUGUACUCGUGGAGCUUCACUUGAGAUAUAUCAUGAUAAAAUCGCAACCAAGAAACAUGUGAGCUAAGAUGCCGG